Molecule: messenger RNA, 1633 nt
Organism: Mangifera indica (mango)
Lineage: Eukaryota; Viridiplantae; Streptophyta; Magnoliopsida; Sapindales; Anacardiaceae
Product: probable pectate lyase 8
Exons: 6
Coding region: 119-1396 (425 amino acids)
Molecular function (GO): pectate lyase activity
Source: RefSeq, a predicted model, not a curated record
AUUUUGUUUCCUUUUUUUUUUUCUUCAUCUUCUCUGAUCUUAUACAGAGAUAGCGACAUUCAUUGGAACAGGCGAGAAAAAGUAGAGAGAGAAAGUGGAGAGCUCGGAGGAAGCAACAAUGGGGGUUUCUCAUAGAUGGAUCAGCUCUGUGUAUGCAUUACUGAUAUUAUGCUUGUUUCUUGGCGUUAAAGCCUCCACAGAGAAGCACAAGCUAAACUCUAGCUCGGAUGAUUCAAGGGCUGAGCACGCUGUUGAAAAUCCAGAGGAGGUGGCUGCUAUGGUUGACAUGUUAAUUCGCAAUAACACUGAAAGAAGAAAGUUGGGAUAUUUUUCAUGUGGAACUGGCAACCCAAUUGAUGAUUGUUGGCGUUGUGACCCUAAAUGGCACUUACACCGAAAGCAUCUUGCUAACUGCGCCAUUGGUUUUGGACGCAAUGCUAUUGGUGGCCGAGAUGGUAAGUACUAUGUGGUAAGUGACCCAAGUGAUGACAACCCAGUCAAUCCCAAACCAGGCACACUCCGUCAUGCCGUCAUCCAGGAUGAGCCUUUGUGGAUUGUGUUCAAGCGAGACAUGGUGAUCACACUGAAGCAAGAGCUUAUAAUGAAUAGCUUUAAGACAAUUGAUGGUCGUGGUGUCAAUGUCCAUAUAGCUAACGGGGCUUGCAUCACAAUUCAAUACAUUACCAAUGUCAUUAUUCAUGGUAUACAUAUACAUGAUUGUAAACCAACUGGCAAUGCCAUGGUUCGAAGCUCCCCAAGUCAUUAUGGGUGGAGGACAAUGGCUGAUGGAGAUGGCAUCUCAAUUUUUGGAGCAAGCCAUAUUUGGAUUGACCACAAUUCUCUAUCUAAUUGUGCCGAUGGUCUUAUUGAUGCUAUAAUGGCCUCAACAGCAAUUACUAUUUCCAACAACUACUUCACCCACCAUAAUGAGGUUAUGCUAUUAGGACACAGUGACUCCUAUACGAGAGACAAGCAGAUGCAAGUGACUAUUGCCUACAACCAUUUCGGUGAAGGUCUUAUCCAGAGAAUGCCAAGGUGCAGACAUGGGUAUUUCCACGUGGUGAACAAUGACUACACACACUGGGAAAUGUAUGCCAUCGGUGGAAGUGCUAAUCCGACCAUUAACAGCCAGGGAAACAGAUACCUUGCCCCAUCAAAUCCCUUUGCUAAGGAGGUAACAAAGAGGGUAGAUACAUCAGACGGUGUAUGGAAGAGUUGGAAUUGGCGAUCAGAGGGAGAUCUGUUGCUGAAUGGAGCCUACUUCAUUUCAUCAGGAACUGGAUCAGCAGCCAGCUAUGCAAGAGCCUCAAGCUUAGGGGCAAAAUCCUCUUCCUUGGUUGGCAUCCUUACCUCUAGUGCCGGUGCCAUGUCCUGCCGUGUUGGUAGGCAAUGUUAAUUCUCUCAAUCCUAUCAACACCACAAAAAAAACAUCUCGUUAUAGCAUGUUAUUCAGUGAGUUUGCAGCCAGAAAUCCUGUCUAAAAUCUUUGACAAUUGUACACAUUUUUAUUACAGUUGUCAUAUGUCGUCUCGUGUACCUGGCCUCAGUUGUCACAAGGCCAUUGAUCGACCUCGGCGUACUGCUGUAGUGUUGUUCACUUUUUUUAUCUUUUUAUAAAUUGCUUUUUCGCCUA